UGUUUCAACACGGUAUCUUCCAACAUAUUUGUUUCACAUGUACAUACAUUCAUAUUCCUAAGUUAAGUCAUCAUAAACUAUUUUCAUAUACUUAGAGCCAUUCUUAUCUAUAGAUAAUUUUUUUAAAAAAAAAUUACAUCAAUGGUAUCAGUCCAUCUUCUUUUUAUUGAUUUAGGAAACACAAUAACCCGCAUGCAUCAUAUAGUUUAUGUCAAAAGAAAUGUCUACAUUAUACCCAAAAAAAAAAGUCUACAUAUUACGAAUAACAUUUUCUGACGUUUAGUUAUACAAAUACUCUAUAUAGACUUGACUCUAUAUUUUUAUUAUUAAAAACGAAUUUUUUUAAUUUUUAUACUAGAUUGAUGUUCCUGCAUGGUGCCAAAAAAAUAGAAACUAGUCGUUAUACUUCUAGAAAUUAAUUCCUUCUAAGUUAAAUCAUCAUAAACUAUUUUCAUAUAAAACAAAUCUUUUUAUUUAGAAAUUAAAGACGACAGUUACCUAAUACUAGUAUUCAAUUGCUUCACCAGACUGGUUAGUUUCUAAUUACUUCUUACAUUCAAUUCGGAAAUUUAACCUUUUCUUUUUGUUGAUAUAGCAAACACAAUACCCAGCAUGCAUCAUCUUGUUAAUGUCAAAAAGAAAGAAUUUAAGUUACUACAUAUUACGAGAAAUUAUUUUCUGAUUUUCAGUUUUAAAUACAUAUACAAUGAAGGAUUAAAGGGCGGCCUUUUAGCUUCAUCUACGAGCUAAAUAGGUGUAAUUGUUUUUUGAAAAAAGCUAAAUAGGUGUAAUUAUGGACUUAGUUAAGUUUUUUCAAUUCCAACAUGCACGUCCACCUACAUCCUUUCAUCUCAAACGUUUUACUUCUUGAUUACACCACUCAGACAAUAAACCCUUAUGAUAUCUCUCUAUAUAUAUCUUCGAGUGUCUCUGAGAAGAAUCACACUCUUUCAUAAAUAUUUCUUAUAUCCAUAGCAAUAUCCUUCACAAUAGUCGAAAAUGGCAGGUCGUAACAAGCAUGUUGUCUCUAAAACCUCUUCUUCUCUGGCUAUUGUCGAAGCUAACCCCCCGGCCAACAAAAUUAUACCCAUUGAAGCACCGAUAGUUUCUUCUUACAAUGACCGGAUCAGGCCGUUGCUCGACACUGUUGACAGGCUGAGGAACCUGAAUGUAAUGAGAGAAGGGAUCCAGCUUCCAACCAUUGUCGUUGUUGGAGACCAGUCCUCUGGGAAGUCUAGUGUUCUUGAGUCCUUGGCAGGGAUUAGUUUGCCUCGUGGGCAAGGAAUUUGCACUAGGGUUCCUCUUGUGAUGAGACUCCAAAGAAGUUACAGCACUGAGCCUGAGAUCUGGCUAGAGUAUGGUGACACAGUUGUUCAUACGGAUGAGGAACACAUCGCUAAAGCUAUUUGUGCUGCUACAGAUGUGAUUGCUGGAUCUGGUAAAGGGGUCUCUGACGCUCCUUUAACCCUCCAUGUGAAGAAGGCUGGUGUUCCUGAUCUUACCAUGGUUGAUCUCCCUGGGAUAACUCGUGUUCCAGUGAACGGACAGCCUGAAAACAUCUAUGAGCAAAUAUCUGCGAUGAUCAUGAAGUACAUCAAGCCUCAAGAAUCCAUCAUCCUCAAUGUUCUGUCAGCUACGGUCGACUUCACGACCUGUGAAUCCAUCCGCAUGUCUAGACAGGUUGACAAAACCGGUGAACGGACUCUGGCUGUUGUCACAAAGGCAGACAUGGCUCCUGAUGGUCUUCUACAGAAGGUUACAGCAGACGAUGUGAGCAUCGGACUUGGUUAUGUAUGUGUCAGAAACCGCAUCGGUGAAGAGACAUACCAAGAAGCGAGGAUGCAAGAAGAGCUUCUGUUCAGGACUCAUCCAAAGCUAAGCUUGAUUGAUGAUGACAUUGUGGGGAUUCCCGUCUUAGCUCAGAAGCUAAUGCUUAUCCAAGCAACGAUGAUCGCCCGCUGCUUACCUGAAAUCGUCCGCAAGAUCAACGAAAAGAUGGAGAUCAGUGUCCUCGAACUGAACAAGCUGCCAAUGGUGAUGGCUUCCGCAGGUGAAGCAUUGAUGACAUUGAUGGACAUCAUCGGCUCAGCAAAAGAGUCUCUCCUGAGAAUCCUCAUCCAAGGAGAUUUCUCUGAGUACCCUGAAGAUCAUAAGAUGCACUGCACUGCUCGCUUGGCUGAAAUGUUAAGCCAAUUCUCAGACAAUCUCCAAGCACACUCCAACGACGUCACCGUCGAUUUCUUGAUGGACGAAAUCAAGAUUCUCGACGAAUGCAAAUGCGUUGGCCUUCCUAACUUCAUUCCAAGAUCAGCUUUCUUGGCUAUACUGUCACAGUACGUCGACGGUAUCCAUUCCAAGCCGGUCGAGUUCAUCAAGAAGAUUUGGGAGUACAUCGAAGCUGUUCUCAUUCCGGUUAUUUCCAAAUACGCUGAAAAUUUCCCACAGAUUCAGUCUUCAGUCAAACGAGCUGGACGCAAUCUUAUCACAAAGAUGAAGGAGCAGUCCGUGAACAGAGUUGCUGAGAUCGUUGAGAUGGAGAAGCUGACGGACUACACGUGUAACCCUGACUACAUGACGUCUUGGACGGAGAAGACAGCUUCGCAGCAUAGCUUCGUCCUUGCUGUGUUGUACGACCAGGCCAGACCUGAGAACUUCUCUCUCGCUGGAUUUGGGGAGGUGAAGAUCUCUCAUCUGAGGAAGUACCACGCUCAUUUGCUGCAGCAGGCGUUUGAUAUGAAGAUGAGGAUCGCGUCGUACUGGAACAUUGUUCUGAGGCGGAUUGUGGAUAACCUUGCGCUGUUUCUUCAGUUCUCGGUGAAGAAUCUGGUGAACGCUCAGUUUCAGAAGGAGAUUGUGGCGGAGAUGGUGGAUCCUAGAGGCGGCGGAGGAGUUGAGAGGAUGAUGGAGGAGUCUCCUUCGGUGGCGAGUAAGAGGGAGAAGUUGAAGAAGAGUGUGAAGCUCUUGAAGGAGUCUAAGGACGUUGUGGCAGCCAUUGUUGAUCAGAACUCUGGUUAUGGAGGUCGUUAAAUUGUUGUUUCUGAAAUCGGAUCGUGUCCGGUUGCGUUUGUUUUUGUUGUGGUGGGUGUGGGCCCUUUUUUUCUAAAUUUUAAUUUUUCGUCUAAGUU
This is a messenger RNA of Brassica napus (rape), 3125 nucleotides long. Its product is annotated as dynamin-related protein 4C-like. Bases 1000 to 3027 code for a protein of 675 amino acids. Lineage: Eukaryota; Viridiplantae; Streptophyta; Magnoliopsida; Brassicales; Brassicaceae. Gene Ontology annotation, molecular function: GTPase activity; GTP binding; microtubule binding. Gene Ontology annotation, cellular component: microtubule; membrane; cytoplasm. The transcript is spliced from 2 exons. The record is from RefSeq and is a predicted model, not a curated record.